Ictidomys tridecemlineatus (thirteen-lined ground squirrel) is the source of this 3240-nucleotide messenger RNA. Lineage: Eukaryota; Metazoa; Chordata; Mammalia; Rodentia; Sciuridae. The record is from RefSeq and is a predicted model, not a curated record.
UUCAAUUUAGAAACCUUACAAUCCCCAGUCUUUUACACUUUAACUCAGACUCUUGCAGCUUAGAGUCAGCUUGGAAAUUUUACCUUUACAGUGCAACAGGUGAGUCUUCCUAGAGUAAACUUGAAGGGCAGCAUCUAUCACAGGCAUGCACGCGCACACACGUGCAACACAGGUUGGGGGCUCAGGUGAGGGCUGUCUCUUGUUGAGCCCCAUGAGGCGAUGCAGCUACUGGAGUGAAGGCCGUGCAGGAUUUCUUUACUCACAGAAGUGCUCUUACACCAGGGUCUCAACCCCAGCUGCCCCUAAGAGUCACCUGGGGAGUUUCCCCAGCUCUCCUAGACUGUAAGGGUUUCUGAGGGCCUGACAGAUGCCGUAUGUCAGCACAUGUAUAUUUUUUGUUUGGGGGUUUAUUUCUUCAUAUUUGUUUUUAAUCCCGUUAACAUUAAAGCGCCUGAGGCAGAGGCACAAACAUUAAAGCGCCCAAGGCAGAGGCAAGAGGUGUUUUGCACUCUACGUGAGCCUCAGUUCGCCAUGGGGUUGGCGCACUGUGCUGCUGUUUCACUAUCAAUGCUCUUUGUAAGCUGCAGAUCCAGGCAGGUGUAGGUGAGUUUUAGUUCUUCCUCGAGGAAAUUUGAAUCAACGUUCUUCCCUCCCUUGAGGGCCUCUCUGAACAGCCUUCCGAUGGGCCUGUGAACACACAGUGCACACACACACAUGCGGGAACAGGUGCACACCUGGACUUCUGAGGGUGCUUUUCUGGAAUCAGCAGUAGCGUCUUUGCUAGCUUUGGGCACUUACUUCCAGAAUCUUGCACGUUUUGAGGAAAGAGCCCUUCCCAGUUAACCUGGGUGGGAAGCAAGGUCGUUGGAGCAGUUGGUUGUUUCUGUUGGGUGGGGGCUUUGGGGACCUCACUCCUUUUGGUCACUAAAGGAACUGGUUUCUCCAAAUGCAGUGCUGGAGAAUGCCCUUACUGGUUGUAGGUGUAGGGCUUUGGCUCAUGCCAAAACAGAAGGAGAAAAGCAAGUGAAAGCUUUGCAAGCUCUGGGAUGAUCUCCUGAGGCUUUUUAACAGGCCAGUGAAUAGGUUGCCUCCGGAGCGGGGUCAGCAGGGGACUGAAGCGAAGUCCAGGAGAUGAGCCCACAGUGGCUAGGAACAGGCUCAGAAGUGGCUUCUCCUCUCUGGUGGGUGAUCAGAUAUCACCUGCUUUCUGACCUGUGUUCUAGGGUUGGCUGGGUUGGAGGGGAUGCCACAAGAUAAGGUCAAGGGAAAGACAGGCUCCCCUCCCCCGUGAUCUCUCACUGCUUUAUGAACCUUUGUGGCGAGCAUAGUUCUCUUCCUCUUACCUUGCUUUGGGAUGGUAGAGCAAGUUCAUCAAUAUGGGCUCAUUGGCCCAUUUGGUCAUACAAAGAGCCCUUGGUGGAGUGAUGAAGGGGACUUGGGUCAGGUGAUGUUAUCGCAGAGGGCUUUACCAGGAAGUCAUGAUGAGAAACUUUGGUUCUUACCUGAGAGACCUGUUGGUCACAGGUUAGUGUCCAGGAGGAAUCUACUUAUGUGGCCUCUGCAGAGGAUGUCAGGUGAAGGGAGGCACAGCUGGGAAGACAUCCUCUUCCCUGUUUUCCUUUUCUAGUUUGAUCCCCAGAUUGGGUAGACUAGGAAUGACCAAGGAAGCCUCUGUGUAUGGUAGGCAGCCAGGGUCCCCAGCCCCAGGUGUCUCCAGGGGCCCUGGGCCUCAUUUGGGUGGAAGCCCCUCACUCGGCUUGGGGAAUUUGGAGCAGGUGUUGGCUGCUGGGUGUUCUCUCCCUGCUGAUUGUGAGACUGAGCUCCUCUGGCUUUGGAGGGUCUCGGGUCCCCCAGACUCUCUGCCUGGAACCCUCCAGCUUACACCUGAAAGCCGCCAUUGGGAAUCCGCCUGCUGCGGGAGCUCCCUGGCCAUCCCAUGUUGCCAGGGUGGAGCUCAGUGGUAAGUACUGCUUGGGCCCCACGCCUGGGCUUAGGAGGGUGUGGUGGUGUCUUCCAGAUCGUAGCAAAGCCGAGAUGGACCUGAAGGAGCUGAGUGAGUCCGUGCAGCAGCAGUCCACCCCGGCGCCCCUCAUCUCCCCCAAGCGGCAGAUCCAUAGCAGGUUCCAACUGAAUCUCGACAAGACCAUAGAGAGCUGCAAAGCACAGUUAGGCAUCAAUGAAAUCUCGGAGGACGUGUACACGGCCGUGGAGCGCAGCGACUCGGGGGAUUCUGAGAAUUCAGAGAGUAGCGACAGUGAGUACCUCAGUGACGAUGAGCACAAGUCCAAGAAUGAGCCCGAAGACGCAGAGGACAAGGAUGGUAGCGCGCUGGAAAAAGAGCCACCCGCUGCCAAAAAAAAGCCCAAGCCCGCUAAUCCCACAGAGAUCCCUGAGGAGCUGAAAAGCGCAUCUCCAUUUGGUGAGAAGGCAGAGCCUGCAGCCACAAAGGCCAGCCCCGAGCCCCAGCCCGAGAGGGACCCUGCCGAGAGAGGAAAGCCAUCCCUGCAUCCCGCCAAGGACAAACUGAAGGGCAAAGAUGAGAUGGAUUCCCCAACCAUGCACUUGGGACUGGACUCGGAUUCAGAGAGUGAACUUGUCAUAGACUUGGGAGACGACCAUCCUGGUCCAGAGGUUUGGAAAAAUAAGAAGGAACCCAAAGAGCCACCUUCCAAGCAGGAUGUCAUCGGUAAAGCGAUGCCGUUCAUGACUUCGGGCAGCCGGUCUCCCCCCCAAAUGCCAGUGCCCACCCGCUCCUCCUCCCAAACCAUUGUGGCCAUUAUCCUGGCCACCACCAGCACAACGUCCACCAUCACAGUCACCAGGCCGGCCCCUGCUGUCACAGAAAGCCCAGUGAAAAAGCAGAGGCCGCUCUUACCGAAGGAGACUGCCCUGGCCAUGCAUCGGGUCAUGUGCAACUCAUCAACUGUCCAGCAGAAGAAGGUCACACAGAGCCCGUCCACGUCCACCAUCACUCUGGUGACCAGCACACAGACAUCCCCCCUGAUCAGCAGCUCAGGCUGCACAAGCACCCUCACGUCGUCAGUCAGCGCCGACCUGCCCAUUGCCACCGCCUUGGCCGACGUUGACACCGACUUCGCCAAGUACUCGAGCAAAGUGGGUGGCGGGCUCCUGGUGGGCUGCUGCAUGGGGCCCGGGCAGAGGACCCUGUUACUCCCAGCCCAGAUAUGCACUGGCUCUGAAGUCCUUUCUCAAAGGGUUUUGUAGGGCAGACUCAAUCUC